Molecule: messenger RNA, 2222 nt
Organism: Mirounga angustirostris (Northern elephant seal)
Lineage: Eukaryota; Metazoa; Chordata; Mammalia; Carnivora; Phocidae
Gene: LRWD1
Product: leucine rich repeats and WD repeat domain containing 1
Exons: 15
Coding region: 57-2039 (660 amino acids)
Biological process (GO): chromatin organization; establishment of protein localization to chromatin
Cellular component (GO): nuclear origin of replication recognition complex
Molecular function (GO): chromatin binding; protein binding
Source: RefSeq, a predicted model, not a curated record
GACUCGGCGGGACGCCGGUGCCGCCAACCGGCCAGCGCGGGCCGCGCCUGGUCGCCAUGGGCCCCCUCUCGGCGCGGCUGCUCAUGCAGCGAGGGCGUCCCAAGAGCGACCGGCUGGGGAAGAUCCGGAGCCUGGACUUGUCCGGGCUGAAGCUGCUCUCAGAGCACUUGGACCCCAAGCUCCUGAGCCGCCUGACGCAGCUGCAAGAGCUGGACCUCUCCAACAACCAGCUGGAGACACUGCCUGCCAACCUGGGCCUGUCCCACCUGCGCAUCCUCCGCUGCGCCAACAACCAGCUGGGGGACGUCACUGCCUUGUGCCAGUUCCCGCAGCUCGAGGAGCUCAGCCUGGAGGGUAACCCCUUCCUGACUGUCAGUGACAACCUGAAAAUCUCCUUUCUCCUGCCCAAGCUCCGGAAGGUCAAUGGCAAGGAUGCUUCCUCCACGUCCUCUCAGGUGGAGAACCUAAAUCGGGAGCUGACCAGCCGGGUCACAGCUCACUGGGAGAAGUUCAAGGCUGCAGUGAGCCCAGAGGAGGAGGCAGAGAAGGCCCAGGCUGAUUUUGUGAAGUCUGCUGUCAGGGACAUCCGCUAUGGGCCUGAGUCCCUCAGCGAGUUCACCCAGUGGCGGGUGCAGAUGAUCUCUGAGGAGCUGGUGGCCUCUGGUGGGCCCCAGGUGCAUGAGGCAGACGUCCCGGAGAGGCCUCCAAAAGCCGCAGCUGCCCAGAAACCCAGGGCCAGGCCCGUGGCCAAGAAACGGCCGGAUGACGUCUCACUCAACCUGUCUCCCAACAAGCGGGUGUGCACCUCCUCGUUGGCCCCCGUGGAGGGCGGCCCCCCGGGCUCUGACGGCGGCCAGCCCGCCCGGGACCUGGAGCCCCUGCAUUUCCUGCAGUGUCACAGCAAGAACAACAGCCCUCGGGACCUGGACACCCAGCUCUGGGCCUGCGCUUUUGAGCCGGCCUGGGAGGAGGGGCGCGCGGGCGCCACCUCCCAGACGGUGGCCACGUGUGGCGGGGAGGCCGUGUGCGUGAUAGACUGCCAGACGGGCAUCGUGCUGCACAAGUACAAGGCGCCUGGCGAGCCCCGCCCCUUCGUGACACCCGCACGCCCGCGCCCACAGGAGUUCUUCUCGGUGGCCUGGACGGCCCUGACCGUGGUGACGCAGGCCGGCCACAAGAAGCGCUGGAGCGUGCUGGCCGCCGCGGGCCUGCGGGGCCUGGUCCGCCUGCUGCACGUGCGAGCUGGCUUCUGCUGCGGGGUCAUCCGGGCCCACAAGAAGGCCAUCGCCACCCUGUGCUUCAGCCCCACCCACGAGACCCACCUUUUCACGGCCUCCUAUGACAAGCGGAUCAUCCUCUGGGACCUCGGGGUGCCCAACCACGAUUACGACUUCCAGGCCAGCCAGCUGCUCACCCUGGAUACCACGUCCAUCCCCCUGCGCCUCUGCCCUGUGGCUUCCUGCCCGGAUGCCUACCUGCUGGCAGGCUGCGAGGGCGGCUGCUGCUGCUGGGACGUGCGGCUGGACCAGCCCCCGAGGAGGAGCUUGGGAACGCGCCGCAGCCCCGUACCACCUGCCCCUGUGCCCGUGCGGCCGCAGCUCCCAGCCGAGGCGGAGGGCAGGUGCAGAGGAUGUGCCCAGCACACGUCCGCAAGCGGCUCUGGGUCCCGGGGGGCAGCUGGCCAGCUUCCUCUGCCGCCCCGCAGGCCGUGCGAGGUGGAGUUCGUGUUCUCCGAGGACUCGGAGGCAGCGGCGCGGAGAGUGGACGGGCUGGCCUUUGUGAACGAGGACGUGGUGGCCUCCAAGGGGAACGGCCUGGGCACCAUCUGCCUGUGGAGCUGGAGCCAGACGUGGGGGGCCCGGGGCAAGCGGCCCACGCUGGCGGUGGUGGUGCUGGCCCGGCUGCAGUGGUCCCCCACCCAGCUGGCCUACUUCUCGCUGAGCACCUGUCCUGGCCAUGCGUCCCUGCAGGUGAGGGCAUCGUGCUGUGUGGGGACGAGGAGGGCAACGUGUGGGUCUACGACGUCCGGCACCUCCUGAUGCAGGAGGCUCCGCUUCCGGCAGCGCCGCAGGCCCCGACGCAGAUCCUUAAGUGGCCCCAGCCCUGGGCCCUCGGCCAGAUGGUGACCAAGACCAUGGUGAACACGGUGGUGGCCAACCCCACCUUUACGUACCUCACCGCUCUGACGGACUCCAACAUCGUGGCCAUCUGGAAGAGACAGU